This is a messenger RNA of Linepithema humile (Argentine ant), 7278 nucleotides long. It is a transcript of the gene Atg2, whose product is annotated as Autophagy-related 2. Gene Ontology annotation, cellular component: phagophore assembly site. The record is from RefSeq and is a predicted model, not a curated record. Lineage: Eukaryota; Metazoa; Arthropoda; Insecta; Hymenoptera; Formicidae. Gene Ontology annotation, molecular function: phosphatidylinositol-3-phosphate binding. Gene Ontology annotation, biological process: piecemeal microautophagy of the nucleus; autophagosome assembly; autophagy of mitochondrion.
GAACGAGGUGGGGACGCCACGCGACUGACGCUCACGCGUGUACUGUGUGCAGCGCAGCGCAUCACAUCGCCAUCGUCCUCGACGAAAACAUCGGCCGAAAAACGUUCGAAUUGGCGGCUGCGAGGACUUGCCGCGCGACAGACCGCGUGUUAUGUCGAGCGUCGCGGGGACGGACGGCGCGCGUGUUAAGGAAAUGCGAUUCGCAUCGCUCAGUCAUCCGCCAGACUAUUAAACACACGCUCGCGCUGGUGAGGUGAUGCCUGGCGACGGCAACGUGCCUGGCGCGACGAGAUGAUGAACCUCCUCCGCUGCGGACACGACACGCCGGAGAUUUCUCGGGAUUAGAACGGUGUUGCGACACGUGCGAGUAAAAUGGCCUGGCUGACCUGGUCGACGGAUAUCAAGAAGCGGGCCUGCAGGUACCUGCUCCAACGCUACCUCGGCCAAUUUCUCGAGGAGCUCACGCUGGAUCAACUGACCGUCGAUCUGUACAAUGGCACGGGACGAGUCGUCAACGUCAGCCUUGACGUGCAGGCGCUCAACGACAUGGGAGAGCAACAACAUCUCCCGCUGGAAUUCGUCGAUGGUUUCAUAACGGAGAUAUCCCUCAGCAUACCAUGGGCGGCGUUGCUCUGUCAAGCGAGUUACGUGGAGGUGAAGGGUCUACGGCUCACGGUGCAGCCCCGGCAGAGAGUUGAUACGGGUACAUCGAUGUUUGAAUCCAUGUGGAGCUCCAUGACGUCCAGCAUGCAACUCGCACAAGAGUGUUUGCAGCAGGACGCAGCCAACGCGGGAAACGCUCAGCCCUUGGAGGCGGUCGAGAUCUUCGCGCGGACUAUAGAUUCGAUUUUAUGUAGAGUCAAAGUAAGAUUUAUCGAUACUGUGAUACGCUUGGAACACGUACCUUUGAACUCUUCCACGGGAGUUGCGGUCGAAGUGUCGAUACAGAAUCUGGAGUACUCCGACGAGGCUGGAUUAGAUCCCAGCAAUACGUCUCUGGAUCCCGAAUCCGCGAAGGGUUACAUCGUUUCGGCAUUCUCCACCAAGCGAUUUUACAUGGAGGGAGUGACUUUUCACACGGACGAAUUUCCCUCUCGCGCGAGAACGUUUUCCAGGAACGUGGUGGCAAGCACGUGCUCCACUCCCGACUCUAAAAAUUCGGACAGUCUGUUUACCUCCGCACAAAUGUCUCCUACGCAGAGCACGUUGCACACUCCACUGGAAGGAAAUGCCGCUAACAGCCCGAACGAAUCAAAUCCCAUCAUGUUCGCUAAGCUAGCGGGUAGACAGGAAGUGAGAUUGAAGAUGAAGCAAGGGGAAGGCGUGUCGGGACCAAAGGUAGAACUGGAAAUUAAUCUCGGAUCGCUUACUUUGUUCUUAAGUCCCAGACAGUUGCACGUUCUGUUAGAAUUGUCGCAUGGCCUAGCGUCUCCGGACUUGGAAGAUAUCAGUAAUGUUGUUCCGAAGAGGUACGCGGAGAAACCUAUGGCUGGGAGCGAUUUCAGUCGCAUAGAACGUGAACUUAUCCAUCAGACGCAUCCUAUGCAAGAUUUGAAGACUACGGAUCUACGAUACGCUCAAGGAUGGUCGACGGGAUCCGUGGACGAGUCCGACAACGAGGAUGAAUUCUUACCGAUGAAAUUGCCGGGAUCCGCGUCGAUGUGCGAUUCGAUUGCCAGCAACAACUUCAGCAUGGACGGCAGCAUCACGGCCAGCAGCAUCAGCUCGAAAAGCUCGGCGACGAAUCUGCCGAGGCACAAUCGACACAGGCACAACGUGGACAGCGAUACCACGGCGGAGACUACGCAGUUUCAUAUAAGAGUGUCCUCCGUCGCUUUGGUUUUGUUGCACGAGGAUAUACUGACGCCCUGCAUGGAGCAACUCGGUCUAACCUCCAGCAGCAUAAGGCAGAUGAGGAAUGCUGCGAAGGAAUUUUUCAGACAAUUAGGAACGUUCGCGAUGGGUGGCUUUGGAAGUAAAGAUUUCGAGGCAGCCUCGAAAUCGCUCACAGACGCUUGUCGACUUAGUCAUAUUAGAUUGUUAGCGGCGCCAUUGGUGGUCGAAGGCAGCGAAAAGACUACUAGUCAAUACUCUACGAUAUCAGGAAGCUUAACAUUAGCCAGUUUAGAAGUUGUAGAGUGUCUGAUCGACUCCAACAACGCCAGCUCGCAUGGAACGCCAACGACGGAGUUCGUCGAGCUGCUGGCAUUUGCGAAGGAGAGCGCGGCCAAUAUUGGAUUUUCUAAUAAAACCGACUUUAGAAUGAGAUUUAAAUAUACGGAGAAGGCUGUUCGGCAUGCUCACAUGACGAAAUUUACACAUCCACGCACAGAGAUCGAAAUUCAAAUGGAAUCCUGCAGAGUCGAAGUAGACAUUACGAUUGUAGAUAGGAUAUCCGCUAUUCUUAAUCCGCAGCCAAUAUGCAUUUGCAAUCCUGUAGUAAAUGCUAGAGAUGCUAAUCAACAGACUCUGUUCGAUCAAGCUGUGGACAGCGCAACACUGCCAGAUUCCAGAGUGAACGUGAAAAUUUCCUCGUCGUCGUGCACGAUUAAGCUGCGCUUUCCCGUGCCGGAUCUGAGGCCGCUGCACGACAUGAGUCGCGCGCCAUGGUGGAAGAGAUCCGUGCGGUCCGACUAUAUGAUAGUGCAAAUGACAGACGCACAAGUUCACUCGACGAUGGACAGCCGAUCUCCCUACCUUGCCAGACACGAGCUGCAGUGUCGUCGAUUGUCGCUGCUCUACAUGGAGACCGAGGGCGACGUGCCGAUCGAGAUCGGCCUCGCCACGGCCGACGAGAAGAGCGACGCCGCGUCGUGUCAACAGGUGAGCGACGACCUCGGUUGGGCGCGAGUGGUGGUUAUCGUGUAUCCGGAACGUCUCAGCGCACCGCUGGAGGACAGCUCCGACGAGGAGCCGGAGAACGACAAGCGGAUCCUGGACGACAACCUGGAGAAAACGCCGAAGCACGCGCCCUCCCCGUUCACCUCCAGACGGAUCAUGCGCGAAUCCGACACGCUUCACUCGAGAUCCCACGAGCACGGUGAGAAGAACGAGCAAAGCGAUGGCGAGGAGCUCAUCAUACCGGGCAAUCGACAAGAGAUGCUGGAAUUUAUAGAGGAGGGGAUACACGGCUCUAGAUUGCAACUGGAGAUCAAUCUACCUUGCGCUUCCGUCCAGAUACCCUCUAAACGCAUUUACGAGCAGCUCUAUAAUCGAUUCAACACCGAUCUGUUUCUGUGGGAGCCGUCGGCGCCCAAGCCGAAGUACACCGCGCACAUGGAGGGUCACAUCGGCCUCGACUUGGCGUCGACUCUUUUGCAGGAAUCCGUUUAUCCUAGAUUCAGCAUGUGCAAAAGUGGAAUUCAGUAUAACUCGGACUCCGACUCGGACGAGGAAGGUAUAUUCCAUUUUGCGACGAGUGAAAAGAGCCACAAGGACCAUCAGCAGACACGGAUGUCGUCGAGGAAGGCUCAGAGCAAGCUGGCGGUGACUUUGAGCAUCAAUCAGGGCCUCCUGUCGAUGUAUACUCCCGUGCGCGAUUCUAUGCGCAACGUCAUACCGGGCCAGCAAGGGGAGCUGAUCAUCCGAUUGGAGGACGCCACGAUAUUCUCCGUGACGUCGUACAAGGGAAACGCGAACCUCAGCUAUGCCUGUGCCAUGAUUAAAACCGCGUCGCUGGACCACUGCGGUCUGACGACAAGCCCGUCGCAGACGCCGCCGUUGAGGUGCAUCAACAGCGUCCGGCCGCGGCACUGCGAGCCGACGAUAUACCGCAGCGGAUCCGAGAGCAGCGUGACGUCGUGUCCCAGCGACAAGGACAUGGUGACGGUCGCGCUGAGGAUACAAGCGGCCCACCAGACGCAUCGUAUAAAGACCUUCCGGGUCGCGAUGGGCAUAAACAACGGCACGCUGCGGCACCGGAUGUGCUCGCCCGCCACCUCGUGGUUCACAGAGAUGAUGGACUGCCUGGACGUGGCGGAUCAUCCCGUCGCCGGCUACACGCCGCCCGGCGUGCUGACGGAGCUGCAUCUGCAUCUGUGGGACUGCGCGAUUGACUACCGGCCGCUUCAUCUGCCGCUGAGAUCCGUGGUGACCCUCGGCAAUUUCAGCGUGUCGAGCAACAUCACGGCGCAGACGAACACGUCGACGUUGCGCUUCAUCGCGGAGGACGUCGCGCUCUUCAUCUCGGACAGGCUGCGCGAGAAGUCGGUGAAUCUGCGACGGAAUUACGUGUGCGUGAUGAACUUCGGCCUGUUCGAGCUGUCGCUGCGCCUGAACGACAGGAUGUACGGUGGCGCGCCGCGGGUCGAUCUCCGCGCGAGCAACAACGUUCUUCAUGUGCGCACGUGCUCGGACUCUGGUCGCGCUCUCAUGCAGCUGCUCACCUACGUCGCCAACGACGGCGAUCUGCAGCAGCCGUGCGGCGCGACCAGCGCCGGCAGCAGCAGCAGCACCGAAAGCAUUCCCACCGCGCCGCCGGCGACGGCUGCGAAAUACGAGGAGACCCUUCUCAGCGUCGAGAGCAUCAACACUCUGAGCCGGAGCCAGGUCGAGCGGGUUUACAGCCUGAUGGAGGACGCGCUGGAGGAAACCGUGAAGGGCACGACGAUUCAGACCGGAAGUGAGAACGGCAAGGCGCCGAUGACGGAGAAUCGUGUCGAGUUCUUCUUCCCCGACGAGUCCUGCGCCGCGUCGCAAACCACGGAGACGCGCAAUAAUUCGCAGCCGUGCUGCAACGCGGUCGUUGACGACGACGACGACGACGACGACGACGACGAGUUUUGCAUCCUGGGAGAGGAGGCCGGCGCGGGGAUAAUACCGCGCUACGGAGUACCUGAGGUUCGGUCGCUGUGCCAAGAACCGCUGAGGAUAGUGGAUAAUCAUUUUUCCGUGCCGGCUGGCAAAACCGACCUGCUGCAGACCCCGCCCAACUACCCUGCGCCCGUCCUCAAGUACACCCUCUGCGAAAUGACGCUGAUAUGGCAUAUGUACGGCGGCAACGACUUCGACAGCUCGCAACCGCAGUCUGGGAAGCACGUGACCAUCGGCGACAACGUCCGCGGCAAUAUCGCGCACGGAAGGAGCAGAUCUGCCAUAGGUGCAGUAGGCUUCAACAAGUCUAGUCCGAACGAAAUACACUUCGGCAGCGUGCCGAACUCACCGCGCGCAACGAAAGGCAACGAAUCGUUGAUUGAUUGGCACACGCUGGGCGGUCCGGGCCGGCGGCACGACGUGCUGAUGGAGCUGCAAUUAAGCAAAGUACGCUUCCAGCACGAGGUCUAUCCGGAGAACACCCGGGAAGCGUCCAGGCAGGUGCUGCUGGUGCACGAGAUCGAAGUAAGGGACAGACUGGCGUCGUCGCACAUCAAUAAAUUCCUUUAUCAAUACAGCAGCGAGGCGAGACCCAGGCAGUCUCACUCCAUUAUGUUUACGAUGAAGGCAGUUCACGUAAGGCCGGAUCCCAGAUUAAGUGCCCAAGAAUGUUGUUUGAAAAUUAGUCUACUGCCACUGCGACUGAACAUAGACCAAGAUAGCCUACUGUUCUUAAUACAAUUUUUUAACGAACUAGGCGGUGGAUCGAAGCGAAGCCAAGAAACCUCUAGCACACCCAAUAGCUCGCAAUCCACCCCCGUAUCGAAACAAGGAACACCCACGCAUCAUCCGCCGAUUAUGAGCGUGAAUGGUAACGCGUUGACGAAUGACGAUUACGCGAUGAUGAAUAUGUCGCAGAAUAAUAUCAUUGAUCAGAAUCUACUGAUACUUCUGGAAGACGAGCUGACGUUCCGCGAGAGCAAGAUCAAAACCAAGACUGUCCAUCAGGUCCGCGACGACAGUCAACCGAUAUACUUUAGAAGCGUGGUCUUCGGUCCGGAGGUCCUCAUCAGGUUGGAUUAUCACGGGAAGCGCGUGGACUUCACUCACGGACCGUUGGCGGGACUGCUGAUGGGCUUGGCGGAGCUGAAUUGUUCCGAAUUAAGACUGAAGAGACUGUCGCACAGGCACGGACUCUUGGGAUACGACAAGCUUCUCACUUAUCUGGCUUCGGAGUGGCUGCAGGACAUCAAGAAGAAUCAACUGCCGAGCUUACUCGGCGGCGUGGGCCCGAUGUACUCUGUGGUACAGUUGUUUCAAGGCAUACGCGAUCUGUUCUGGUUACCAAUCGAACAAUAUCAGAGGGAUGGAAGAAUUGUACGCGGUUUGCAACGUGGAGCGAACAGUUUUACAACGUGCACCGCGAUGGCGGCGUUAGAGUUGACGUGCAGAAUCGUGCAAGCGUUGCAGACCACAGCCGAAACGGCGUACGACAUCGUUAGUCCUGGUCCCAGCGUGAAAUGCAAGAAUAAAGGGCAAAAGGGUCGUCGAAAGAAGUACAAUCAGCCGCUGGACAUUCGAGAGGGGGUGUCGAAUGCUUACACGCUGGUUAAAGAGGGCUUGGGCGAGACCGCGACUCAGUUGGUCCGUGUGGCGAGCGAGGAGCACGAGCACAAGGGCCCGGUAGGCGCGGUCGGCGGUGUGCUGCGACAGAUACCGCCGACGGUCGUGAAACCGAUUAUCCUAGCCACAGAAGCGACUAGCAACGUGUUAGGCGGCAUGCGAUCGUCAUUGGUGCCCGAUGCGCGCCGAGAGGCGGUUCAAAAGUGGCGGCAGGACUCCGAUGCAAGCUAAUUCCGUCGGUGAAGGAAGAAGAAGGGAGAUCGCUGAAUCGGAGAUCGUCAGUCAAUUUCGCUCAAAUAACGCUUCUCUAUCACGGCUCUAUUAGGCCGAGUCAUUUUUUUAUUGUAAUAUAUAUAAUUACGACACAUACGCGUACGCGAAAGAGAAUACUAAAUAGGUGUAAGAAUAGCCAAUGCGUUUGGCAGUAUAUUGUGAUUAUAGCAAUUACUCAUUAGAUCUGUGCGAUUUAUUCUCGCUCGAUCUGUGCGAUUAGGCCUCGAUGGAUCGACGACAAACGCUAAGGAGACGAUAGACCUAAGACGUGGAUCACCGACGACGGACGAGGGAGAUGUGAGAAGUCGCCGUUGGGUCCUAACUACGAGUGCUAUAUAACAUUAACGUAGUCAUAUACUCGGUUUCGUUGAGAGAAUUUCCUGUACAUUAUGAAUGUACAAAGUACGACUUGUUAUACUUGUAAAAUGUAAAGAUUACCUAGUUGUAUGCUCUAUGAUGAAGGAACAUAAUAGCACCGAUAUGUUCCUUCUCUAUAUAUGUACGUGUGUAUGCAUGUCAUAUGUAUGUAUGUAUAUGCAUGUACGUAUAUAUAUUAUGUAUAUUCUUGUU